AUGCCUUCCGCAGCAGCCCGCCGCUUAUACGAGGAUCAAAUCCCCUCGUUCAUGUCCGUAUUCGAUCUGGACGCCGACGCUAUCGGGGACAGAGAUACGGUCACCAUCGUAGACCCCAAGAUGAUGGAAGUGGACCAAGCCGCCCAUAAGAUACAAAACGAUUCUCACCAGCUACUGGGGCCCAAUCCUGUUCAAGUCGGCAGAUUCAUCACCAACAACCACAGUCUCAUGUACCGAUUCCUCAUCAUUGUCCGAUCCUUCUCCGUCAUCAUCGCCAGACUCUCCUAUCAACUUGGUUCCUCUAAACUCCUUUCCGGCAACUUCGUUUGGCGGGCUGUCAUCCAUGGCGAGCCUCAAUGUCUCAGAGGCAAAUAA
Molecule: messenger RNA, 375 nt
Organism: Phaeoacremonium minimum UCRPA7
Lineage: Eukaryota; Fungi; Ascomycota; Sordariomycetes; Togniniales; Togniniaceae
Product: putative tyrosine-protein phosphatase pmp1 protein
Exons: 2
Coding region: 1-375 (124 amino acids)
Source: RefSeq, a predicted model, not a curated record